AUGGAGAGGGUACAAUACCAGCUCGAGCGCUCCGUCCCGCAGCUCCAGUUGCUCGACGAAAAUGGCGUCUUCUCCAAAGAGCAGCUCCGCUCCAUCACGACACAGCGUCAGACUUUCGAAGGACGUCUGUUGCGACGAGGACCGGACAAGAACGACUUCCUUCGCUAUGCCGACUUUGAACGCAAUCUCGCCGACCUGAUUAAUUUGAAAGCGAACCGUAUUGGCUUGCCACGCUCUUUCCACCGCGACAACGCAGCAGCUCACACCGGUCACAUUGUCGCCAUCUACGAGCGUCUUGUACUCAAGUUUAAGUACGAUGUCGACGCUUGGCAACAGUACAUAGCUUUCGCAAAGAGUCGAAAGAUGCGUGUUGUCACUGGCAGAGUUUAUGCUCGUGCGCUCUCGUUGCACCCUAGCAAUGUUGCCCUCUGGCUCGCCGCAGCCGCUCACGAACUCAACGACAACUCGUCCACCACCGCAGCUCGUUCGCUUCUGCAGCGUGCCCUCCGACUCAAUCAUCUUCCAUGGAAACAGGCCUCAUCCGAUAGCACAGCAUCGACCAGCGGCAAGCGUGACAACGAUGGCAACAAUUUCGACUCGAACAAGCGUUUGCGUCACGACAGCAACGGUACAGCCAGCGCCAUUGAAGAUCCUUCCAAAGCCGCAUCAUCCGGUCCGGCCACGUUGAAGCUCUCCUCGCGAGAGUCGGAUCUGCUUCGACUGUGGGUGGAGUACAUUCGCAUGGAGCUGGUCUUCAUCGAGCGCCUACGCAGAAGAUGGCUCGUCCUGGGCCUCGAAUGGGAGGAUCAAGGCCUUGCCGCCGAGGCAGCCCUCACCUCCACGGAUGCUUCCGCAGAGGCACAUCAGUCAGCAGUUGACCUCGACUCUCACUCCAAGCCAGCAAAUGGAUCCAACGGCAACGAUGAUGGAGAAGGCGACGACGAGACAAUACUGCUCAGCCAAGUGCCGGACAAGGACGAUGACGCAAAUCCCGAAGCACUCGAAUCCGCCACCGCCAAGCCCAACACGUUCACGCCCAGAAAGAUGACCACCAUUCCUCCAACACAGAUCUCCAUCUUGAGGGGCAACAUUCCCCUCUUCCUCAUUGGCAGCGCUCUCGAGUCUCUGGCACCUCAUCUCCAUUUCGUGUUCCUUGUUGCUCUCGUUGAGCUCCUCCAGUCGUUCCCAUUCGCCGAGCCUAUCAGCAUCGAUGCCCCCAAGAGCGGCCAAGCAUUGCGACGUCGCCUUCUCGACGGCGUCUACCAGCAUCUCUCGGACCGUCAGCGUUGGGGCUGGUCCCACUUUGCGCCAGCAGCUCUUGUCUCGUGUCUGCGCUCCUUCCGUCCCGAGGUGCCCGUUUACGCUGAUAAGUCCGCUGAGACCGCCGCGCAAGUCGCCAACGCGGAAGAGAUGGACUCGCAUCGACUCCUCUCCUCGGCCAGCCAUCUGCGAACCUCAUUCUCGAACGAAACUGAUGGCCUUCUUCAGCUGGCAUCACAGCUUCGAGGCACCGCAGCCUCAGGCCUGAAAAAGGCGUCGGCGUCCUCGUCCGCUUCGAUCGCUGUCUCGCUCAUCCUUCAGCUUUUGCAGUCGCUCUUGACGGAGAGGGGCCGAUCGGCCGCAAGGCCUUCGGCUGCCUACCAAAGGCUGGCCGAGUCUGGUGUGCUUCCUACAGCGGUCAACGAUGCCGUCAAGCAGAUGCGCGCUCUUUGCGUACAAGCACCCAUCGACACCGUCAAGCCUACCGCACGCAGCGCAAAAGCGGAGUUCUACACUACUACCGCACUGCUUGUCGACAUGCUCAGCGAUGCGCAACGCUCCGGCAUCGAUGAGCCAAACCUGUUGUGGUAUCUCGACUCGGUGCAGACGCAGCUGGUCAAGGAAGCGCAGGCUGCUGGGCCCAAGAUCGAGACGGCUCAGAUGCGCGCUGUCACGCUGCGCAAGAAGGUCGACGCUGCACUCGCUCUCGAAGAUGGCAAGGAUCAGACCAACAAGCUCACAAGGCUCAGGGAUCAGCUCAAGGAGGCGACAAGCCCCGCCAGCUUUGCCUCGAGCGACGAGCUCUGGAGUCUCCGCAUCCUUGUCGCUUCGCAAUUGGCCAAGACGUCGGGCAAGUCGGUUCAGGAGAGUCGCGAUGCAAUCGCAGCAGAAUGGCAUCGAGGACUGCAGGCGUGCUCUGAACAUGCCGGUGCAGAUACAGCUAACUCUUCCGCCGAGACCAGCCUGUGGUCCCACUUCCUCGACUGGCUCGACCACGGCGUGUUUGGCGCCGAAGACUCGAGUCGCAAGCAGAUCAAGGCGUCGUUUGGCUACGCUUCGGAGCAGUAUCGAUGGGCGGUACGAGAGACAGCGUCGCUGCUCUCGCGCAGCCACAGUGCCGCCGUGACGGAUGUCGAAGCCGUGCAGGCGUAUCGCCAGAGCGUGCACGACUUGUGCGUGCUCCGCUACGUCCAGCUCGCCCGCCGCCUGGCCAAACACGGCGAGAUCAUCUCGUGGCUGCUCCAGUCGUGCUUUGCGUCGCAUGCAGCGUGGCUCGACGUCAUCUCGGAGCUCCAGCUUGACCUGAAGGGCGACGAUGCGAAUGCGGAUGCGGAUGCGGCACGAUUGCAGAAGAAUGCCCAGUUGGUGGAAAAGAUUUUUGCAAAGCUGCUACAGAUCAAGGCGACCGACGUCGAAGUGUGGAUCAGCUAUCUGGGCUACCUGGCCGCCAGCGACAUGACCGAGGCGCUCAAGGUACUCGAACGAUGCCGCAGCACCCUGGAGAAGAGCGAAUACAAGCUGGUCGAGAAGCAGUGGCACCGAAUCUGCGAGGAUCUGCAGAACCAGUCUAGCGCUGUCACCCAGACUGAGGAAGACAAGGAGGACGAGGAGGUCAGCGAGGAGCAAGAGUAG
Molecule: messenger RNA, 2892 nt
Organism: Sporisorium graminicola
Lineage: Eukaryota; Fungi; Basidiomycota; Ustilaginomycetes; Ustilaginales; Ustilaginaceae
Exons: 1
Coding region: 1-2892 (963 amino acids)
Biological process (GO): maturation of SSU-rRNA from tricistronic rRNA transcript (SSU-rRNA, 5.8S rRNA, LSU-rRNA)
Cellular component (GO): Pwp2p-containing subcomplex of 90S preribosome; small-subunit processome
Molecular function (GO): protein binding; snoRNA binding
Source: RefSeq, a predicted model, not a curated record